AUGGCCGCUAUCCCUCCAUCCGUUGCACAUGAUAACCGUCAUUUAUUACAAGAAAUGUCCGACUCGUCCCAAGCAUACCCUUUAUCAGGAUACUACUCUGUUAUUUUAAACUCUGAUUCGCCGUACCAUGACCGUCCAGCUCCUGUGCAAUCGACUACCUUCCAAGCCGAAAGUGGCUCGGAGUCGAUGCCUACACCAACCGCCGAGAGCGUGCCUACACCCCAGGAACGGAUGGCAAUCGUGUUUGGCACCCGCCUCGCAGGCCCCGGACGCCAGUCACGCUACAAUCCUGGCGAAGCACCACCGAUGUCAACGUGGAAAACAAUCAACGGUGUACCGAUUCCACCUCGCCCGGAAGAACCAGAAAACUGCUGCAUGAGUGGUUGUGUGAAUUGUGUCUGGGAUGGCUUCCGGGACGAAAUGGAGGAAUGGGCUGCGACUAUUGCGAACGCCAAGGCAAAAGGCGGACCCAAGAAACAACCAACAGACAUGCGCACCGCUCCUAAAGCAGCUCAGAUCAACUCGGCCAGCCUCAGCAUGGAUGAUGAUGGUGGUGGGAGUGAGACAAAUUGGGCUGCUCCAAGCCAAGGGGAUGACUUGUUUGCCGAUAUUCCAGUUGGUAUUCGGGAGUUCAUGAAGACAGAAAAGAAGUUGCGGGUGAAGCAUCAACAAGAAGCCAUGGUAUAG
Messenger RNA from Penicillium macrosclerotiorum, 687 nucleotides. RefSeq lists its product as uncharacterized. Lineage: Eukaryota; Fungi; Ascomycota; Eurotiomycetes; Eurotiales; Aspergillaceae. The transcript has a single exon. The record is from RefSeq and is a predicted model, not a curated record. Gene Ontology annotation, cellular component: mitochondrion. The coding region runs from base 1 to 687 and encodes 228 amino acids.